AUGAGCAUGAACGCCAUCAUCACGCAAGGUAUCUCGAACGCUGCCGUCAAGCAGGUGGAAGUACCCAAGCUUGCGCCUCGCUCUAUCAAAGUCAAGGUUCUGGCGAAUGCUCUGAACCCGACGGACUGGAAGCACUUGGAUUACGUGGGCCGUGCGGGCACGACUGUUGGCUCUGACUUCGUCGGCACUGUCGUGGAAAAGGCACCAGAUGCAGGCACAUCGGUCCAAGUGGGUGACCGCGUGGCUGGCUGCGUGCACGGUGGCUGGGAAGAAGGCGUCGGUGCGUUUGCCGACUACGUCGUUACUGUCCCUGAGGCAGUUGUGGCGGUACCCGAAGCCAUGAAGACUGAGGAAGCCGCUGGUCUGGGUGUGGCUGGAUUCACCGCACUCCUUGGUAUGUUCCAGGACAAGCAUCUUGGCCUCCCGCAGCCCACAAGCACGGAUGUGCCGCCCGUGGACCCUAAGCUCAAGGUGCUGGUCUGGUCUGGUGCUUCGUCGGUGGGUCAGUUUGUCAUUCAGAUUGGCCGUCUCAUUGGUGCCUAUGUGAUCGUCACUGCUUCUAAGAAGCACGAGGCGUGGCUCAAGUCGCUGGGUGCGGCGGAAGUGCAUGACUACGCUGAUGCUGAGACGCCUAAGCGUAUUGCUGGCGCUCACCCUGACAUUAAGUACGCGUUCGACACGUACUCGAUGAAUGGCUCGCAGGAAACCAUUGCCGGUAUCCUGACCAAGGAAGAGGAGAACAGGAUCGUCUCGAUUCUGUCGGUUGACGAAGCUCGCGUGAAGCAAAUCAACCCCAAGACCAAGGCCACGUUCUUCAUCCUCUACACUGUGUCCGGCAAGAGGACGGAAAUCUUUGGUGCUCUCUUCGAGGAAGACUACUGCAAAGAAGAUGCUGAAGCGCUGGCUAAGGUGUGCAGCGGCAAGGACGGCUUGUUCUACAAGCUCCUGUCUUCGGGUGCAGUGAAGCCGAACCGUACCAGCGUGCAGUCGGGCGGCUUCUCUGGUAUGUUCCAGGGUAUGGACGCCAUGCGUCAAAACAAGGUGUCUGGCGAAAAGCUCGUCUACCCUCAUGCCUAA
Malassezia restricta is the source of this 1077-nucleotide messenger RNA. RefSeq names its product oxidoreductase. The transcript has a single exon. The record is from RefSeq and is a predicted model, not a curated record. Lineage: Eukaryota; Fungi; Basidiomycota; Malasseziomycetes; Malasseziales; Malasseziaceae. The coding region runs from base 1 to 1077 and encodes 358 amino acids. Gene Ontology annotation, molecular function: oxidoreductase activity, acting on NAD(P)H.